AUGAAACGGCACGCAGGGCUUUCGGAGCGGAGCCAGGAACGGUUGUGUUCCCUUUCAGGCCUAGCUUGGGUAGUAGGCGACGCUGAAGAACUGCCCUUCGAUGAUGACAAGUUCGAUGUUUACACCAUCGCCUUUGGAAUCCGGAACGUCACCCACAUGGACCGGGCACUGGAGGAAGCCUAUCGGGUCUUGAGACCAGGAGGAAGGUUCCUUUGCCUGGAGUUUAGCCAAGUCACCAACCCCUCGUUGCCCAGGCUCUACGACCUAUAUAGCUUCCAGGUCAUUCCAGUUCUGGGGGAAGUCAUUGCCGGGGACUGGAAGUCCUAUCAGUACCUCGUGGAGAGCAUCCGGCGUUUCCCGGCUCAGGUAAGAAGAGUUCAAGGAGUGAUCGAAGAUGCCGGUUUUCGGAAGGUGACGUACCGGAGCCUCACGUCCGGCAUCGUGGCCAUUCACUCGGGCUUCAAACUGUGAU
Molecule: messenger RNA, 472 nt
Organism: Ornithorhynchus anatinus (platypus)
Lineage: Eukaryota; Metazoa; Chordata; Mammalia; Monotremata; Ornithorhynchidae
Product: 2-methoxy-6-polyprenyl-1,4-benzoquinol methylase, mitochondrial-like
Exons: 4
Coding region: 1-471 (156 amino acids)
Biological process (GO): ubiquinone biosynthetic process
Molecular function (GO): methyltransferase activity
Source: RefSeq, a predicted model, not a curated record